AUGGUGGUACAGUGCCCGCAGCUGACGCCCCCCUUACAUGGUGGAAUGACGGGGUUCGACUCCUACCAAGACGUAAAACACUUCACCUGUGAUACAGGCUAUAAUCUUGUCGGGUCUGAAGAGAUGACGUGCCAGGCAGAUGGCACUUGGAGUGGCAGUUUUCCAACAUGCACGAUCGCGCAGUGUCCGGAGCUGCGGCCUCCUGCAGAUGGAACAAUGCAGGGUUGUAACUCUUACCAGGGCGUGGCGCGUUUCACCUGUAACCCAGGCUACGGUCUGGUAGGUGAGGCAAGCGUGACCUGCCAGGCGGACGGCACGUGGAGUAGCAGUGCUCCAGUCUGUAGCGCCUUACCUUGUCCGUCACCCGAGGUCCCCGAACACGGAACAAUGACUGGCUACAUUGCCUACAAGGAGGCUGUACGGUUCUUCUGUGACACAGGGUACAAUCUCGUAGGUGCGACAAGCAUCCUAUGCCGGGUCGACGGCACUUGGAGUGGGACUGUGCCUACCUGCACAUUGGUGCAUUGUCCGGUGCUGACAUCUCCCUCUGACGGUACAAUGACGGGCGGCAACUCCUACCAAGAAGUGUUACAGUUCUCCUGUAACUCGGGCUACUAUCUUGUUGGUGAGGCCGCGAUUACCUGUCAGGCUGACGGCACGUGGACUGGAAGUGCCCCCACGUGUGCAGGUAAAUCUUCUUCAAUGUAUGGAGCAUGCAUGGCUGUUGAAUGUCCGGCACUGACCGCUCCUGAUGACGGUGCAAUGACUGGCACCAACUUCUACCCGGCCGUAGUUCACUUCACCUGUAACGAUGGAUACGUUCUCGUUGGAAGCCCUACCCUGACAUGCCAAGCUGAUGCUACAUGGAGUGGGACCGCCCCAACCUGUACACGUAAGAAAGUGACCUUUAAUUACUAG
Branchiostoma belcheri (Belcher's lancelet) is the source of this 918-nucleotide messenger RNA. RefSeq names its product P-selectin-like. The coding region runs from base 1 to 918 and encodes 305 amino acids. The transcript has 6 exons. Lineage: Eukaryota; Metazoa; Chordata; Leptocardii; Amphioxiformes; Branchiostomatidae. The record is from RefSeq and is a predicted model, not a curated record.